This is a messenger RNA of Bufo bufo (common toad), 1019 nucleotides long. Its product is annotated as caspase-3-like. The record is from RefSeq and is a predicted model, not a curated record. Gene Ontology annotation, biological process: neuron differentiation; erythrocyte differentiation; proteolysis. Gene Ontology annotation, cellular component: cytoplasm. The transcript is spliced from 7 exons. Bases 231 to 1010 code for a protein of 259 amino acids. NCBI's taxonomy places the organism in Eukaryota, Metazoa, Chordata, Amphibia, Anura, Bufonidae.
GUUUGUCAAAACAGGACAAAGAGCAGAAAGUCAUGAAAUCGUCAGCAAAGAAAUUUGAGCUGUAAACGUUUAUGAUGUGCACCUUGUGUGUCUUCCUAUAAGUAAUGUUUCCACUUACUUUCAUUUCUACACGCCAAGAUCUGUUCUGAGAAUACUGCUUGGUAAUAAGGGCCUUCCUCAGUUGCACUAGUGCAGUAACAAAGAAAGAUCGCUGGAGUCUGAAUUCAAUAAUGGAGAAACAAGUGGAUUUUGUGAAUAUUGGACUAGAUGCUAGACCAACAAUGCUGAAUGGUGGCAGCCAUGUUUGUUACAAGAUGGACUACCCUGAAAAGAGCCAUUGUUUAAUUCUUAACAUGGAGUACUUUGACAUCCACGGUUUUCAAAGACGUGAAGGCACCCAGAAAGAUAAAAACACCCUAAAAGAAACUUUUAACAAACUAGGAUUUCAAGUACGAAUCGAAGACAAUUUAACCUACAAAGAAAUAGGCACAGUUUUGCAGGAAGUUGCUGUUGAUGACCACAGUCACAGAGGUUGCUUUGUGUGUGCCAUACUGAGCCACGGUACUGAAGAUGGCAUUUUUGCGCGAGAUAAUAUUUUUACACUCAACUGGUUGGUUCGUUUUUUCAGCAAAAGUAAUUGCAAGAGCCUUGUUGGCAAACCAAAGCUAUUUUUUAUCCAGGCUUGCAGAGGCGACAAAUAUGAUUUUGGAACUGAAAUUGAUGGGACAUUAGACAGUGUCCAGAGUUUAGCUCCACACACUCUAAAAGAGGAAGAUAUGUUAUAUGCAUAUUCCACACCACCAGGUUAUUUUGCAUGGAGAAACAAUAUUAAAGGCUCCUGGUUUAUCCAAUCUCUGUGUAAGAUGUUACAAGACCAUGAAAACAAACUAGAAUUAAUGCAGAUUCUGACCCGUGUGAAUCGCAUGGUGGCAUUAGAAUAUGAGUCCAGGAUCGGUGGGAAGGAGAUCCCUUGCAUUGUCUCGAUGUUAACAAAAGAAUUGUAUCUAUGACCUCCUUAU